Molecule: messenger RNA, 363 nt
Organism: Closterium sp. Naga37s-1
Lineage: Eukaryota; Viridiplantae; Streptophyta; Zygnematophyceae; Desmidiales; Closteriaceae
Source: the annotation of a GenBank genome assembly
AUGCCGCACCACUAUUCAACCGAAAUGUGGGAGCGCACGCACAAGGGCACGGUGAAGGGUCCAGUAAGAGGGAGCAAUUGGAGCGACAUACCUCGACGAAUCGUGGAGGAGGAGGUGCAGCGCGAGGUGUACCGCGAGGUGGCGGCGGACGCUGGGGGUGGGCGACAGUACGCGUCCGCCUUGCGUGAGGCAAUCAAGACGAAGAAACCGGUGCUCACGAAGAAGUGGCGGACAAUGCGGAUUGGCGGAGCGUCGGAUCCAGUGUACGAUGAGUACAUAACCGCGCUGGGAGACGAUAUGAAGGGUUUGGCUGAUGAGUUUAAGGCGUUGGGCCUGGCUACCAACAGCGUGCAGGUGAAGUGA